Molecule: messenger RNA, 471 nt
Organism: Sclerotinia borealis F-4128
Lineage: Eukaryota; Fungi; Ascomycota; Leotiomycetes; Helotiales; Sclerotiniaceae
Source: the annotation of a GenBank genome assembly
AUGGCUUCAAGCACAGGCUCAGAAACGGACACUAUUUUCCACAUCGUAUUCCACUACUACGACGACACUCGGCUCAGGUUAUACUACAUGAGUCCUUAUCUUGACUGCACCGAUGAAAGACAAUCAUCAUCUUCCAUUCAAAGUUGUUUUAGUAAAGGAGAAGAAUGCCGCGGCAUGGCGACUUUUCCAGGUCCUGCUUGGGUCUUGAUACUCGAGAAGGUUACAGAUCAUAGAAUCGAUGAGUUGUUCAUCUGCGGGACGUACACCUCUGUUGAGUCUGUUAAUCGAGCGACACGGUCACUUCUUGCAGAAAAGCUACCACCAGGUGUACAGCCAGAGGAAAAGACCAGAGACGACGGUAUUCUUGAGUUUAAGAUUAGAGACAUCUCGAAUGGAAUCAAAUGGAAAGCUCGGCCUACUCGUCGCUUGUGGACGCAUGCGAGAUUGUUCUAUGCACAACUGGCGCUUUAG